AUGAGUGUGUCUUAUGAUUAUUCUGAUGUCAGAGAACUUCCAUAUCAGAAUAAUUAUUCAUAUUCCUAUUUUAAUAACAAAAGCCUAAAUAACAAAAGCAUAUUAUCUUUGAUGGUUGUUGUUACUACAUUACUUGGAGCAACAUCACUUUCGAUGUCUGUAUUAUAUCUAUGUCAGAAUAAAUUGAUUUAUCCGUCAUGGAUCAAAGGUGCACGUAACCAUGUAGAAAACCCUGAAAGUUUUGGUAUACCGUAUAAAAGAAUCAAAUUAAUUACAAAGGAUAAAGUUUCAUUAGAAGCUUACGAUAUGAGAAUUAAAAAUUCUCUUAAGGAUGAAAAAAAUCAAAUUAAUACCACUGUAUUGAUCUUAUGUCCGAAUUCAGGCAAUAUUGGGAACUUUUUACCCAUUGCUUAUAAAUUCUAUAAUUUAUUUAACUUCAAUGUUAUUCUUUAUUCAUAUCGUGGGUACGGUAAUUCUAAUGGUUCACCUUCUGAAACUGGGUUGAAAAAAGAUGCAGAUUGCAUAAUGAAUUAUUUGAUGAAUAAUAAAUAUCAUCAAAAUAAUAGAAUCCUAUUAUAUGGUCAAUCAUUAGGUGGUGCUAUUGCAAUUUAUAUUGCUAAUAAAUAUCCUAAUUUCAUUGAUGGUAUGGUAAUAGAAAAUACAUUUUUAUCAAUACCAAAAAUGUUAAAUGAUCAUUUAAAAUUUAAUAUAAAAUUUUUAUUACAUGAAAUUUGGAAUAAUGAAGUUUUAAUUAAUCAACUUCGUGAUGAUUUACCAGUUUUAUUCCUAAGUGGUUCCAAAGAUGAAAAAAUUUUACCCAAGCAAAUGGAGACUUUAUAUGAUAAAUGUUCCAGCGAUGAUAAACUAAUUCAUAAAUUUCCUAAUGGUAAUCAUUAUAAUACUAUUAAUCAACCCAAAUAUUGGGCAGUCAUUGAUAAAUUUUUAAAAGAAUUUAAUUAA
Henningerozyma blattae CBS 6284 is the source of this 960-nucleotide messenger RNA. RefSeq names its product alpha/beta hydrolase. Bases 1 to 960 code for a protein of 319 amino acids. The transcript has a single exon. NCBI's taxonomy places the organism in Eukaryota, Fungi, Ascomycota, Saccharomycetes, Saccharomycetales, Saccharomycetaceae. The record is from RefSeq and is a predicted model, not a curated record. Gene Ontology annotation, cellular component: membrane. Gene Ontology annotation, molecular function: palmitoyl-(protein) hydrolase activity.